Messenger RNA from Colius striatus (speckled mousebird), 2283 nucleotides. RefSeq lists its product as uncharacterized. Gene Ontology annotation, molecular function: nucleic acid binding; protein serine/threonine kinase activator activity; zinc ion binding. The transcript is spliced from 11 exons. The record is from RefSeq and is a predicted model, not a curated record. Lineage: Eukaryota; Metazoa; Chordata; Aves; Coliiformes; Coliidae. Gene Ontology annotation, biological process: positive regulation of nuclear cell cycle DNA replication; regulation of cell cycle phase transition. Gene Ontology annotation, cellular component: nucleus; Dbf4-dependent protein kinase complex.
AUGGCGGGUCCCGCCGCCCGGCCCCUCCGCGGCAAGUCCUUCUACCUCGACGUGCCGAGCGGCCCGAGCGCCCGGCAGCUGGCGGCGGUCAUCGGCCGCCUGGGCGGGGUGACUGAAAACUUCCUAAGCAAAGAAGUCACCUACGUGGUAUCCAGCAACAGAGAAGCCAAAGGAGGCAAAGGCAGAGCUUGGGCUGAGAGGCGGAGCAGCACAAGUGCCAAAGAUGCCAAAGCCACAGGCCCAGUGCCUUCUGCCUCCAAAGGGACCCAGACCAGACCUCACCAGAAGCCACCAGACGCUGUGCUGAUCAGCAGGGGAAAGGAGCUGCUGCAGAAGGCCAUGAAGAAUCAGGACACCUGCAGUGGCAGCAGCAUCCUGGCCAACGCUCGCCUGUGGGGAGUCCAGAUCUUGCACGUGGAUGAAAUGCUGUCGUACACCCAGCAGCUGCUGCACGCCGUCCCGGCCGGGAGCAAGCGGAGCCAGGAGUCUGAGGUGAAGUGCCCUGCCUCCAGAUCGAAGACUCACAAAGGAAAAUUGAAGCCCCCUUUCCUGAAGGUUGAAGACCAGAGCAGGCAGUUCAGACCCUUCCAUCACCAGUUCAAAAGCUUUCCCAACAUCAACUUUCUGGCACCCAAAAGCUCCAGCCCAUUUGAGCCUCUGAAAAGCUUCUCCAACUCCUGCAGAGCCAGGGGAGUGGAGGGCUCUCCAGGGCGCAGUGCAGGGGAGAAGAGCCCCCGCUCCACACCAGUCACUGUGCCGAGGAGAAGAAGGGGGUUCUGUGAGUGCUGCCAGGAGACCUUCGAGGAGCUACAGAAGCACCUGCGGAGCCCCGGCCACGAGCGCUUCGCGCGGGACGCCUCGCACUACGCGGCCCUGGACCGCCUCAUCGCCCAGCUCCUGCCCAGGUGAGUCCCUGCCCAGCUGCUGGUGCCUGGGUCCUGCCUGACGGCCGAACGCGCGGCGCCUCACACGCCCGUCGCUGGCGGAACCCAGAUGCUGACAGCACAGCUGAGAUGGGACAGGGAGCAGCCUGAGCCGGGGGCUGUGGAGCUGGGAACUGCCACGGAGCACCAUCGUGGCCUGAAGACUGAGAGCUGUUCCCCUUGCCUGCCCAGGGACAGGGUCAGUAACCCCAGAGGAGGAGGGGGGGUGUCCAAGGACUGCUCAGGGGGGCUGCCCGCUGGAGGGGCCUGUGCUGCCCGUGACCCUCCAGAGGGAUCUGCCCCUGGGGGGCUGGAUGGGAGCUCAGCCCCUGGCCUGGGCUGGGGGACUCACAGAGCCACUGCUCACAGACCAGAGGCAACUGCUGCUUCAUCUGAACCUCUCAGACAGCAAGUGCCUGGGGCUAUCUGCCAUCUCCCACCAGCACUGCCCACCUCCAGGAAACGCCGGCUCUCCUCCAGACGUGGCACCCCGGGGAAGAGGCCCCGGCUGGAGCUGGCUGGGGGUGGCUUCUCUGCAUGUGGGCAGAGGACUGUGGUGGAGGGGGAGCUGGGGGGCUGGGGGGCAGGACAGAUGCCUGAGCCAGGCUGUCCCAGGGUGCUGGGGGCAGGCAACGUGCCCUCGAGCACACAGCUCUCUAACACACCUCACGGCUGCCUUGGCUCGGGCUGGUACCCGUGUGGGAGACCUGGGCACCCUGUGUCAGGGCCAGGUUCCCUUCAGGCCGUGUCUGGGGCUGUUGGUCCUGCAGAGCCUGCUGCAGCCCACGAGUGUGGCCAGGGCAGAGUGAGCCCUGGUGCCCAGAGGAAGCAUCUUGGAAGGGAGAGUAGGAACGCACCCAGAAAUGAGAAUAGUGGUGAUGUGGAGAGCACAGGGAGUGUGAGCAGCUGUGCUGCUGGCUGGGUGCACCCUCCUGCCCUGCCUGGGGCUGGAGACAGAUGUUGCCGCUCGCUCUGUGUCAGAGCAGCAGAGAAAUCAGCCCCCAAAGCCCCUGAGGGGCCCGAGUGGGUGCAGGGCCCUGGGCAGCCCCUGCCUCUGCUCCCUCACCCUCAGCCCCCUCACACCCACAGCACAAGCUCUGCCGAGUCAGGCCGGAGUGUGCAGCUGCUCCCUGCAGCCACGGGCCCCCAGGACAGCAGGGCUGGGGACAGGGACCUGCUGCAGAGGACACACACCAAGGUGAGGGACAGUGGGUACGAGUCCCAGCUCUGCUCAGCCCUGGCACAGCAGCCCGAGCUGCCCUGGGUGGGCAGGGAGGACAGGACCUGCCGGGGCUGCUGCACGGAUGCAGCUGCAGCCUCCUUCCCUGUGUUUGAGGCCUUUUUUUGGCAGCUGGACUAG